This is a messenger RNA of Morone saxatilis (striped sea-bass), 1693 nucleotides long. RefSeq names its product leucine rich repeat containing 42 (gene lrrc42). The coding region runs from base 308 to 1525 and encodes 405 amino acids. NCBI's taxonomy places the organism in Eukaryota, Metazoa, Chordata, Actinopteri, Moronidae. The record is from RefSeq and is a predicted model, not a curated record. The transcript has 7 exons.
GAGAGCUGCAACAGAUAACUUGCACUGUAGGCUACAACAAGGAGCUCUAAAUACCUGAAAGAAUCCGUUCAAGUAGUGAAUAAGUUGGCGAAAUACAAUGAAAAACAAUAUCAGGUAAUAAAAGAGUCCUAUCAAAGACUUAUGGAUCCUUUUGUGCUGGGUUUUUUGCUCUGCCAAGGACCACAGAUUAGCUAACUAGCGAGCUACCUUGAGUUUGUGUUAUGCUUCAGGGGGUUAGCCGAGCUAGCUGACUAAACGAGCUCGAGUUUUGUCCUUCUAACAAGUAAAGGAAAAGUGUGACCUUAGCAUGGACAGUAGCACCAUUUACGUCCGAGAAAGGGGCAACCUCCGCCGUGUCAGUGAUAUAGUCCUAGCGCAGCCAAAGCCAGUGUCAUCAUGCAGAAGGACACAUCCUUUAGUGCUGAGAAAAGAGCACUUCAUAUUCACCUACAAUGCAGAGGGCAGUCUCAGAUACACCACAAAAUCUCUCUUUGACAUCACUCUGUUGUUCGUAGCUGACAACAUUCACCAUGUGGACUCUCUGGUGGGCUUCCCCGAACAAAUAGGAGACAGGCUUUUUGCAGCAGCAGAGGAGAAUCGUGUCUUUUUAAACGCAGACAUUUCUCCAAAGGCCCUGCAGUUAUUCAGUGAUGCAUAUGGGGAGAUGGUGCUUGGAUCCCUCUGUCUGAGAAAUAGAUUUCCACUCUUGCAUGAGAGGAUGGAUGAAAUAAAAACAUUUCAUAGUUUGAAGUCUCUGGAUCUGUUUGGCUGCAGACUGGGUGAUGAUCAUGAGAUUUUCCUUCAUUUAACUUCCAGCUCAUUGGCAAGCCUGAUUCAGCUUUUCAUUGGUGGUAACAGUCUGUCAGAUGUCGGCCUACAAAGAUUGACAGCACCUAUCCGGAUGAUGAGGAAGGGACUGGACUGUCUUCAGUUCCUUGAUGUUUCCUAUAACCCUAUCUCAGAGAGGGCUCUCAAAUACCUCACUUGCCUCCCCAAACUUGAAAAACUGGAUGCAUCUGGGACCAGUUUGAAGCUUGGCACAAGAUUGAAGACGACCAUAUGGGACCUGUUGGGGCUCAUUUAUUCUGAGAAACCACUGGACACCUUUGAUCACUCAAGAUGUAAAACAGAAGGUUGGGCAGAGCAGGUUGUAAACCAGUGGGAAACAAAUGGCUCGCAAAUGCCAAAACAGAAGAAAAUUGAAGAAUCCAGAACGUCAGCACUUCGCUUUUUUGGCAGGCAGAAGUUUGUCAGAGAAGUACUGAGCGCAGCACCCGUGGUAUGUGAGAGCGAGGAAGAGGCCAAGAGAGAGAGACUGCAUUUCCACAGACCUCCAGCAAAUAGUCACAUACCAGAGAAACAGACUCCUUCUGCAACGAAUCCUCAAGCGAAGCCAUGGCACAAUAUCAAAAAAAGGCAGCGUCAGCCAGAAAGGUGUGAGAAUUCACGUCAAAGCCCUCCGACAAAACGUUUGUCCUCUCCAGCUCUCACUGCAGAGGACAUUGACUUGUUGAACAGCUAUUGAGGUGUGAGCCGUGUUAGCAUUCCACAUUACAGUCUGUCGGUUAUCCGGUAACAUUCAGGCCCAAGACAAACUCUAGUGAACUAGUUUUUCUUGGAUACAGGUGGUUGUUGGUUGUUUUGUUUAUAUAUUUUUAUGAAUAAAGUUUAGUAUUCUGCAUGUUUCAACAAC